Molecule: messenger RNA, 747 nt
Organism: Cotesia glomerata
Lineage: Eukaryota; Metazoa; Arthropoda; Insecta; Hymenoptera; Braconidae
Exons: 2
Coding region: 211-732 (173 amino acids)
Source: RefSeq, a predicted model, not a curated record
GAGCAUAUAGUAUUUUGUAAAAAGUGGAUACUUAUUGAACGCAGGUAGUGGCAGCGAGAAUAGAGAUCCGUUCGGAAUUAUUGCAGUCUCGCUAAACCUACGGAACUGCGCAGGUUAAUAUAGAAGAGAAAUUUUUUCGCAAUUAGUUUCACUAAUAAUUUAUCGUAAAAUAUAUUUAUCCAAAGAGAAGAAAACACAAAUUUGGAGAUUAUGGACAACAAUUCAUUUACUAUGGUUGAACAUGGCGAUCUCACCGAAUUAGAUUAUUUUCGCGAUUUUAUGCAGUAUUUGCAUACAGAGACGGGUUUCCAACCCGAAUAUUUUCAAUUAUCGGAAGAACUGGAAAUGUCGUUAAAAAAACUGGAGCUCCAUCAACUUCCUUUGAAAAUAUGGGAAGUAAUAUUAACAUCAGCAGAGAAGUUAGCUUUUGUAGUGGUUAAUAAUCCAACUACGAAGCAAUUCGUUUCGUUGUUUACUGAGUUGGUAAUCAGCCUCGCUCAUUUGAUUUGUGAUAUUUUAACUUCACGAGGAUUAUUAUUCUUAUUAAGUAAAAUAACAUCACCUGUAUUAUCAAUUAUUUCUAUCCUUAUCUUUCAUGUUAUAAAAUGGGCAAUAAUACCUUUAUUGCAAGUGGCUAAGCCCAAAAUAGAAAAAUAUGUCAAGUUUAUUACUGAACAAUUGGAACUUGUCUUUACAAAAAUUUCUAUGCCUCAGAUUAAAAAUAAUAAGUAAUAUCAAAUAUUUUGA